Messenger RNA from Struthio camelus australis, 3898 nucleotides. Lineage: Eukaryota; Metazoa; Chordata; Aves; Struthioniformes; Struthionidae. The record is from RefSeq and is a predicted model, not a curated record.
UGUGGGCUACGGCAGCAGGGUUGACUGCGGGGCUGGGGCCUGCUUUUCGUGAAUGCCUUAAAAAUAACAAUAUGACAGGGAUGGACUAAGGACAUAGAGAUAAGAGUACUCAGUUUCCUUUGUAUGCAGCAAAGUGAUGGCUCAGUUCACGGAGGAAACUUUUAGACUUUACUGCUCCUUAUCUUAGCAGAGAAAAGCUCUCAUCUUGCUUCGCCAGCUCUCUUCGGCUGCGUUCAGAUGCUGAAGCACUGGGCAGUGCGUUGCUGUUUGGACACGCGCCCUGGCUUUUGCACCCACAGGCUGCAGAAGAAAAAGCGUGUCUCUGUGAUCUAAUCGGUCCCAAGCCAAGCGCUAGCUGAGGGCCUCCCCUUUUGAAAAUGAAGAGCACCCGUAGCAGUUCCUCGUUCCAAGGUGUCAGUUCUGACAGCGUGGACUUGAGCCUAACAGGCCUCCCUGUGCAGGUUACACGGCGCCCGAGCAGCGCGUCUCCUGCCAAGCACAUGGCCCGCUCCAUCUCAGUCAUCACUGACAGCAAACCAAAGAAGAAUGCUCUGGAAGAUGCGGGAUCCCGGGCAAUUAACAACCUCCGGAGAUCCAAUAGCACCACCCAAGUUAACCAGCGGGUGAACAGAACGCUCAGCCCAGAGCAGACAGGAGACUUCCUGACCUUCUUUGACAGCAGUUCUGGUGGAAGAAAGAAACUGGCGAGUCUGAGCAAAGCCUCCCCAGAGAAAAAAUCGACAUGGAACAUCUUGGAUGAUCAACCACGAGCGUUCCCUGGCUCAUCCGGCACACAUGGCUCCGGCACCCUUGAGCCACCGGCAGGCAUGAGGAAAAAAGAAGCCACUGUGCUCCUGGCAGCCAAUUUCACUGCCAACAACAGGAGCAACAAGGGCGCGAUGGGCAACUGCGUCACCACCAUGGUGCACAACAACUACUCCACCACUGAUAAGGGGCCUGCACCCAAAAGCUCCAACCAAGCACCGAGCUCCCUCAACAAUGUUAUCAAAGCAGCCUCAAAUGAGGACAACGAAAGCAGCAGUUUCAUGAAGUCUCAGAAGAAUUUCUCCAGCAACAACAUCAUGACCCACAACAACAACAGCAGUCUACUCCGGAGGAAGGAGGUGACUGAAGAAGAGGCGGAGAGGUUCAUUCAGCAGGUGAAUGUUGCAGCUGUAACUAUCCAACGCUGGUACCGACACCACUCACAAAGGCACAGGAUGGGAGCAGCUGCUCUGGGGCGCCUGUUGGCUUCCAAAAGAGAGGAAAGGCAGCAGCAGAUGGAGGAGGGGAACAUUCUGGAUUUGCAUGAGAAAAAGGAUGAGGAACGUCGGAAGAUCCGAGAGGAGAAAGCACGCCUGGCCCGACGUGCUGCUGUCCAGGAGCUGCAACAGAAAAGGGCCCAAAAGGCUUCUGACGCAAAGCGCUUGGCAGAAGAAGAGCUUGCACUGAUGAAGGAGAGCAGAAGGGCCGCAAAGAAAAAGCCUGCCAAACCUGCUUCUGCAAAGAAUGUCAGUCCAGCCAACAGUGUCAUCAAAGCCAAUAAUGCUGAUGCCAAUUUCCACUCAGUUACUGCAGAGCCAGAAGAAAGCACCGUCGCAGACCUCAGCUCCAUGCCUUCACAGGAUCACGGGGCAGAGGACAAGUUGCAGGAUGUGAGCUCCAGAGAGACAGGCAGAGAGGAUCUGGAGAUGGUGGUUACUGCUGCCAGCAGGGCUCAGUCCAAAGUCACUCUCAAUGAGCUGCUGGACACCCUCAGGCUGCUGGAGGAAGAGCCAGAGCUGCUGCCCCAGCCGAAACUCUUCAAGAAGGACAAAUAUGCCUGGAUAGAUGGGGAGCCGGACUCCAAUUCCCUGACUGCUGAUAACUUGGAGAAGUUUGGGAAGUUGAACCAUUCGCCUGGGGUCCCUGAGGAUGGAGCCCUGCUCUCAGAGGCCAAACUCCAAAGCAUCAUCAGCUUCCUGGACGAGAUGGAGAAGUCUGAACAGGAGAGGCCCAGAUCUGCUGCUUCGGUGACGCAGCGGGAGGGACUCCUCUCUGAAGAGGAGCUGGCUCACUUGGAGCAGGCAUCAGUUGUUGCCACGGAAGUCACCAGCUCCAUUAUGAGGCUGAAGCUGGAAGUGGAGGAGAAGAAGCGAGCUGUCAGCCUGCUGCAAACAGCACUGGCUCAGCAGAGGGAACUGACUGUUCGGCACGUCAAACAGACCGAGAAGGAGCUCAGCCACCAGCUCAGGCUGCAGAGAGAACAGUAUGAGGCCGCUAUCCAGCGGCACCUGGCCUUCAUCGACAAGCUCAUUGAUGAUAAGAAGGUGCUGAGUGAGAAGUGUGAGGCCGUGGUAGCUGAGCUGAAACAAGUAGACCAGAAAUACAGCAAGAAGAUCGCCCAGAUGCAGGAGGAGCAUGAGCUGGUCUGGCGCACUUUGGGCCCCUUUUGUGAGGAGAUCAAGAAACUCAAGGAACUGAUGAGUGCAACAGAGAAAAUAAGGCGAGAGAAGUGGAUGGAUGAGAAAACCAAAAAGAUCAAAGAAAUCACUGUGAAAGGGCUGGAGCCAGAGAUCCAGAAACUCAUCGCCAAACACAAGCAGGACAUCAAGAAGCUGAAGAUGCUGCACGAGGCAGAACUGCUGCAAUCUGAUGAGCGGGCAGCCCAGCGCUACUUCCGUCAGGCAGAGGAGCUGCGGGACCUGCUGGAGCGUGAGAAGGAGGAGCAGAGCCAGCGGGAGAGGGAGCUGGCCCGGCAGCGGUGUGAGAAGCACCUGGAGCAGGAGGAGCAGGCGCUGCAGCAGCAGCGACGCCGGCUCUACGCAGAGGUGACAGAGGAGAAGGAGCGGCUCAGCCAGCAAGCGGCAAGGGCAGAAGUGAAGGUGCUGAAGGACCGGCUGGAGAUUGAGAAGCAGGCCUGGGAGGCAAACUACAUGAAGAAGGAGGAAGCCUGGCUGCUCUCCCGGGAGCGGGAGCUGAGGGAGGAGGUGAGGAAGGAGAGAGACAAAGAGAUCGAGUUGGUAAUCCAGCGCCUGGAGGCCGACAUGUCCUCCGCCAAGGAGGAGUGCGAGAGGGCGGCAGAGAACAGGAUUAAGAGGAUCCGAGACAAGUAUGAGGCAGAGGUCCAGGAGCUGGAGCGAUCUGAGCGGAAGCUGCAGGAGCGCUGCAAUGAACUGAAGGGGCGGCAGGCUGAGCUGGAAGGGGAGAGCCUUCGUCUGCAGGGCCUGGUGAAGCACAAGGAGCAGGAGGUGGAAGAGAUAAGGAAGGUGAGGGACCAGCUGGCCCAGGAGCGGAGCAGCCUGGCAGAAGUGAUCCGCCAGGAAUUUGCUGACAGGCUAGUGGGGACAGAGGAGGAGAACAAGCGGCUAAAGGCAGAGAUGGCAGAGAUGAGAGCUCGGCAUCGCCUGGAGCUGGACAGGGUAGUGCGGGAAAAGGAUGAAGAGCUGGAGGAAGUUCACAGGAGGGUGAAGACAGCCAUUGUGAAGAAGGAAGAGAGCGUGAACAGCCUUCGGAAGCAGUAUGAAGUGGCUGUGAAGAGAGCUGACCACCUGGAAGCCCUUCUAGAGCAACAGCGAAAACAGCUGCUGGCUGCCAAAUAAGUGUCCUGCCAUGCAGGGGCUGCCGUUCUGUGGCACGUGGCCAGAUGGGGUGAGGGUGCCCUGGGGAUGCCCACUGGACACGUGCUCUGUGUGAGCUGAUGCCGAUGUAUGCGCAUAGGGGAUGUGUGUGUGCACGGCUGGGCUGGGCUUCCCUCACGUGUGCUGUUGGUGGUUGUUUUUGUUUUUGUUUUGUUUUGUUUUUUUCAUUUACAACCUCUGUGACUUGUGCCUCGGUCCGUGACUCCUGCUAGGGGCACUGAGCAAUGUUCGAGUUUUCUGUGGUCGUAUUUUAACAAUAAAAUUUGUGCUGAUUUCUA